Messenger RNA from Rhodotorula graminis WP1, 3528 nucleotides. RefSeq lists its product as uncharacterized. The coding region runs from base 1 to 3528 and encodes 1175 amino acids. NCBI's taxonomy places the organism in Eukaryota, Fungi, Basidiomycota, Microbotryomycetes, Sporidiobolales, Sporidiobolaceae. The transcript is spliced from 11 exons. The record is from RefSeq and is a predicted model, not a curated record.
AUGCACGACGCCGACGAGCUGCUCGAGUGGCUGUGCGUCGCGCUCGGUUGGCUCGGCGGCGGCGGACUGGCCGAGCACCACCCGUACCGCCCUGUGCUCGAGGCGAGCGUCUCGCUCUACCGCGGGCGGUGGCACUUCUUGCUGCCCUGCGAGCGAGAGCACGCUGUGGACUUGGCUCUGAGCCUCGUCUGUACGGCAUGGUCCCCUCGAGGCGUGCAUCUCGACCCGACCUCGAUCAUCUUCAUGCGCUUCUGGUACGCCGUCGUCAGGGCGCAAGGGUCGUCGCGGCUCGAUAGCCAUGUCGCCACGUACGAGCGCAUCGAGCUCGCCGUCGACCACGUCCGCGGCCUGUACAACGUCGCCCUCGGCCUGUCGUCCUUUGCCGGCUUCGCCACCGUGCAGAAGGCGACCGAGUGGGCGACCAACUUCCUCGGCCCGGCCGGCCUGAGUCGAGAAAAGGCGAUGCGCAUGGACCUGCGGGCUCUCGAGGCCAUCUCGCAGCGACUCGACGAGCUGCGGGACGAGCUCUUUGCGCUCGCGAGGGCGCCCGGCCGAGCUUUCCCUCCUGUCGACGACCUUCCUUCCGCCGAUGCAGCUCUGAGCCAUGCCGAGAUCCAGGUCGCCCCUCGUCACGCCGUCUACGAGCGGCUCAAGCACCUGUUCAGCAACUUCGUCGAGCUCUACUCGGACGGCAACCGCAUCCGCAUCGGCCCUCGAGAUCCUCGCCACGCGCACGACAUGGCCAACGCCGCUCUCGACCUCGGACGCGGCGACCUCGAGGGCUCCUUCGACGCGCUCGACGCCGAGGAGCGACACGAACACGUCCAGGACGCUCGGAGCGCGCUGUUCACGACGUGCGACGAGCUGUACCGCACGGGCUCGCUCCCUGCCCCUUUCCUCCUGAGCUCACUCGGCACCCUCAGCAGCACCGUCGACCUCGUCCACCCCCGUCCGACGCGCCUGGCCGCCCUGUUCGCGGCGUUCGCGCUCACGCCUCGAGCCCUCGUCACCACCGCACAGCAGCACUGCGGGCGCGGCCUGAUCAACUCGACAUGGGUCCAGAAGGAGAUGGGCAGGACCGAGAUGCCGUUCGCCGACGCGACCAACCGGAGCAGCACGGCCCUCCUCGACGGCGCCAACUCGGCUCCCGAGCAGCAGCAGCCUCACAGCACGAGCACGAUCAAGCCUCGACGUCCAGCUCCCGCACCGCCGUCCACCGGUUUCGCGUUUCCUGCACGCCCCGCCGACACCGAUCCUCUCCCUUCGACUACCCGUCCCGUCCCCGUCCACCGCCACACUCGCUCUACCUCGUCCAUCUCGCACCCGCCAAUCCCCGACCCGAGCUACCCUGUCCGCUCGCAGCCGAUCGGGGUCUCGCGGUCAAGCUCCCUCAGCAGCUCAAGCUCGUUCGGCUCGGGCCUCGACCUGGCCGCCCUCGCCGCCGAGCCGCCUUCGUCCUCGAGCCCCAGGAAGCCCGACGUCCACCUCCGGCGCCUCAGCCUGUCGGACCGCAGCGGCAGCGACGCCGACAAGGACAACAAGGACGUGCCGGCCAGGCCUCGUCGCCCGACGCCGCAGAAGCGCAGCGAGAGCCUGCCGGCCUACCCGCCACCGCCCACCCUGUCGGACAAGACGCACAACGGUGUGAGCGAGCAGGAACUCGCGGCUCUACCACCCAACCCCAAGCUCUGGCUCCCGUCGCACCUCUCGACGUACCUGUCGUCGACCAUGUCCCUCCCGCCACCUGUCCGCGCCGACAUCACCACCUUCAUCCGCUCGUCGCGCCUGAGCGGCCGCACCUUCCUGCGCCUGCGCGAGGCCGACCUCGACGAGCUCGGCAUCAACAUCCGGUGGCGCCAGGCGCUCCUCGAAGCGCGCGGCGUCCUCCGUCGCGAGUCGCUCGGCGGGCGCGUCCUGUGGGGCUUCGAGGGUGCAGGCUCUGCCGCCCCUCCCCCUGCCGCCGCCGCCGCCGUCGCCGCCGCCGCCUCGCACCGCCGCGGCGGGAGCUGGCAGGGCACGUGCGUCGACGUCGAGGGCUCGGCGUCCGAAGACGAGUCGAGCAAGGACGAGUGGAAGCGCUCGUGGCGGGCGUCGCAGGGCGUCGGCGUGCGCGACCGAGUGCGCGGGCUCAGGAGGGCGUUCGAGACGGUCGAGGAGGCGAGCGAGAGCGGGACGCCCGAGAAGCCGGCGUCGACGCGCAAGGCGCUGCCGACGGCAUGGCGGCACGGGAGGAGCGACUCGGCGGCGAGCGACAUGAGCGACGCGAGCGUCGACUCGGCGGGCGGCAAGUACGCCGCCGCGUCGGCCACGCCAUCCCGUGUCCAGCAGGCCGACGAUACGUUCCUGUCCUCGACCUUCACCACCUCGUCGUCGGGCACCGGGCGCCGGUCGCCUUUCUCGCUCGACCUCGACCUCGCCUCGCCCUCCCCGCGCCUCGAGCUCGACCUCUCGCCCGCGCCCGACUCGCCCACCUCGGCCUCGUCGUCGCACGGCACCUCCCUUCCCUUCGCGGCCGAGAGCCCGGCCCCGUCGCGCCCGCCGUCGUGCGCCCCGUCGGCCCAGACGCCGCGCCUGCAGCCAGACGGGACCCUGCGCGCCGCGAGCGCCAAGGGCGGCAGCGCUCGCCUCGUCUCGUUCCGCGAGUUCUCGAGUUCGAGCACGACGGCGCGAGGUGACGCACGCGGCGACGGCGAGUCGGGCGAAGAGGACGACGACGACGACCCGACGCUGCGGCCCGUGCGCUCGCCGCUCUCGUCGCCGCCCAUGUCGCCCCGCACGGGCAGCCUCGCCGAGCUGUUCGGCCUCGACGUGCCGCGUGUCCAUGCCGGUGACACGCCGCAGCGCAGGACGAGGGAGGACGAGCUCGUGCCCAUGUUCGUGCCGGGCUUGCCGCAGCCGAGGGGCGACGAGGAGGACGGUGGAGGGUCGAGGCGGCACAGCAAGAAGGGCAGCCUCGUUCUCGUCAAGAAGUCGCAGCUUGCCGCCCUCCAGCGCCGCAUGUCCGAGGUCGAGUCGCAGCUCGCCCUCGCCCUUGGCUCCGAGGGCACGCCGUCGGUCGGCGAUGACGACGAGGAGGGCGAUGACGGAAAGAGCUGGGUGUACAAGGGCGAGCAGGUCGACGAGGAGCGGCUGCGCGAGAUGCAGGAGCGGAUCGACGGUCUCGAGCUCCGUACGACCCACCUAGCCACCUCGAUCCCGGCCUCGCCGACGCCGUCCGCUCGCGCCUUUGCGUCCCUCGACUCGCCCUCGGCGUCGGCGUCGUCCAUGUCGCUCAGCACCGCCUACCCGGACACGUCGGCGGGCGCCUCGGGCACGUCGCGCCGCCGCGACAAGGAGCGCCAGCGCAGCAGGUCGAGCACGGCGCAGGGCAGCGUGUACAGCGUCCAGACGCAGGAGGACUUGCCCGGCAUGUGGCCGAUCGAGGGCUGGCGCCAGCUGAGCGGGUACGUCGUCGCGGCGAGUAUCGGCAUUGGGAUUGUCGCCGGCGAGGUCGUCGCCGCCAAGAUCCUCGGCCUGCGCAGACGUUGA